AUGGCAAGCGCAGCAGCACAGAUUAUCCUCCAUCCCACCGUUUCUCAGGGCUUGAAGUUUGGUGCAACAACUCUUGGUCGCGACAAGACUUACAGGGCUAUCCAAUAUUUUGCACGCUUCUACGCCUGGUAUCUUGCUGCCAAAGGAAACAAGCUCGACUCCGCACGAUGGGCCGCUCUUAAAGGGCAUCUGGGAACUGCUAGAAAGCUUAUGCGACUUGGGAAGCCGUUGGAACAUUUGCAAGCCGCCCUUCGUGCUACAUUUUCCGCAGGUCCGGUGGAGGAGACUCUUACCACAAUUGCCAGACAAAUUGGAUACUUCGGAUACCUUUCUUACGAUGCUAUCGUCUGGGCCAACUCGAUUAAAUUUAUCACGCUGGACCCGGCAACGGCCAAGAAAGUGGCGAAAAGAGCCUUCCAAUUCUGGUUCGCAGGCAUUGCGUUCAGUCUUGUGCAUGGUGUUCUCAAGGCUGCGCGACUAGCCAAGGAAGCUAAGUCGCUUCGCGAAAGUGAAGUUUAUGGUGAAAAAGACCUCUCUGUUGAAGCGGCCAGGGAAACCAGGCAAAGUGCCAUCAAUGCCGCUCGUAAAAGCAAUCGCCAACAAAUGCUCAUCGAUAUCCUGGAUAUUUCGAUACCAGCCACUGGAGCUGAACUUGUCAAUGUCAAUGAAGGAACACUGGGCAUUCUUGGUUUGGUUUCUUCGAUUCUUGGAGCUAAGGCCCAAUGGGAAGCAGUCAAUGGGAAAAAGUAA
Messenger RNA from Psilocybe cubensis, 750 nucleotides. RefSeq lists its product as uncharacterized. The record is from RefSeq and is a predicted model, not a curated record. Gene Ontology annotation, biological process: regulation of peroxisome size; peroxisome fission. The coding region runs from base 1 to 750 and encodes 249 amino acids. The transcript is spliced from 7 exons. Gene Ontology annotation, cellular component: peroxisomal membrane. NCBI's taxonomy places the organism in Eukaryota, Fungi, Basidiomycota, Agaricomycetes, Agaricales, Agrocybaceae.